Molecule: messenger RNA, 1164 nt
Organism: Colossoma macropomum (tambaqui)
Lineage: Eukaryota; Metazoa; Chordata; Actinopteri; Characiformes; Serrasalmidae
Gene: spo11
Product: SPO11 initiator of meiotic double stranded breaks
Exons: 13
Coding region: 1-1164 (387 amino acids)
Biological process (GO): reciprocal meiotic recombination; meiotic DNA double-strand break processing; meiotic DNA double-strand break formation
Cellular component (GO): nuclear chromosome
Molecular function (GO): DNA binding; DNA topoisomerase type II (double strand cut, ATP-hydrolyzing) activity; ATP binding
Source: RefSeq, a predicted model, not a curated record
AUGACUGAACAGUUCUCCGAGGUAGGUAAAUUACGAGCUGUGCUGUUGCAAAAUCUCGAAACAGUUGGGGAAACCGUAACCAGCUACACUGAGGAUAUCGCUAGGCUAGACGUUUUAACGCGAAUAGAGAAGGUUAUACAGAAGAUAGUCCACAGUUUAUCCAAGAGAGAAGCACCGGUGUUGGAACUGAACACUCGUUCUUGUUGGUCUAACACAAGGUUUGACAAGUCUGUUGGCCUGCUGAUGAGUUCAGAUACCACUGUCACAACUAUACGAAGUGACUGCCCUUCAUCUGUACACAAGUUUGCACUGUUUUUAAAGGUCCUGGCAAUGAUUUACAAACUAGUCCAAACUGACUCAUAUGCAACCAAAAGGGAUAUGUACUAUAAUGACCCUCAGCUGUUUGGGACACAGAGGAAUCUGGAUUUAAUUGUGGAUGAUAUUUCAUGCAUGCUCAGAGUUCCUCGGAGGAGCUUACAUGUGCUUGCCACUUCUAAAGGAUUUAUCUCUGGUGAUCUGUGUUACUUGGAGGCAGAUGGCACGAGGGUGGAGUGUUCUUCUAGUUCCGCAGCAGUCCCUGUGUCCUCUAAUGUCAGUGGGAUUACAAGUAUUGUGUCAUCUGCAAAAUUUGUUCUAGUUGUUGAAAAAGAUGCAACUUUCCAGAGGCUCUUGGAUGACGAGUUUUGCACUCGGUUGCAUCCAUGUGUCAUCAUAACUGGUAAAGGUGUACCAGAUGUCAACAGCAGACUAAUGGUGAGGAAACUGUGGGACACACUGCAUAUUCCAGUCUUUGCUUUGGUGGAUGCAGACCCACACGGCAUUGAGAUCAUGUGCGUCUAUAAGUAUGGAUCCAUGUCAAUGGCCUUUGAGGCCCCAAGUCUGGCCAUCCCCUGUAUCCUGUGGAUGGGCCUGUUGCCUUCAGAUAUUGAAAGGCUUGAGGUGCCACAGGAUGCUCUGAUUCCAUUCACAAAGAGCGAUGAGAGCAAGCUGAUAAGUCUGAGAAAAAGACCUUACAUCUCUUGCCAGCCUGCAUGGGAGAGAGAGAUGGAUAUCAUGCUGACAUGUAAGCAGAAAGCUGAGAUCCAGUGCCUUGCAUCUAUAGCUCCUCAUUUCCUUACCCGUGUGUACCUACCCAAUAAGCUGCUUUAUGGGGGGUGGAUAUGA